Messenger RNA from Fusarium coffeatum, 1125 nucleotides. RefSeq lists its product as uncharacterized. Bases 1 to 1125 code for a protein of 374 amino acids. The transcript is spliced from 3 exons. Lineage: Eukaryota; Fungi; Ascomycota; Sordariomycetes; Hypocreales; Nectriaceae. The record is from RefSeq and is a predicted model, not a curated record.
AUGCAGCACUUUCGAGCGCAAGAGACUUGCAAAGUUCGGCAAGCCCCAUCGGCUUCAUCUCGAGUCGAUGGAAGCAAAAUGAGGCUGCUCAAGCAGAGGGGCAAAACCACAACGACCGAAGAGGAAAAGUGGUAUUCCAUGUAUCGAAUUAUCUUUCCAGACGAUCCAUCGUUUCCAAGUCCUUACUACGAGCUCGAGGAGAAGGGAAACGCACUUCCUUCCAAAGCUGUUGCGCAGAGGAUGUUCCGAGAAAAUCUUGACGAAAGAUUUUCAACAUGGGACCUAGGUGAUACCCCAGGUAUCAGGGGCUUGCAAGAUCCGGAACUGAUGAACCUGAUAAUUUCUGGUGCCACUGCGGCUUUCGACAACACAUUCACCGCCAUGUGCAACCAAAACGCAAAGCAGACGCUAGACAAUCCACCAGCAGUAAUAGCAAGGCCAGCGUCAGAGACCCAAGACGAUGGGCAAUGGCACCGACGAUUGAUGACCGACUUGGAUAGGACAGGUCAAACCUCAUCUCAAGUUCGUGAGAUUACCGAGCUUCCACUUGAUGAAGUGUCGAAUCCUGGAUUCCAGUUUGGUUUGGAAGUGGACUUAUAUACAGAGAUAUGCAGCCUUGAAACUGAUCCCUCCAACGAUAUUCUAUUCUGGGACCAACCGCAGCAACAACAGCAAGCCCGAUUCCAUCCUGAACCUGGCCAUAGGGAGUCAAAUACUGAGACCUACGACUGCAUUCUCUGUGGGGUCUCUUUCAAGACACGAGAUCUUCUUCUUAUUCAUGUUUGCAUUCCUGCCCCACCUGGGCAAGGUUCCAGUGCUGAGUCUGUCUCGACCUCACUGCAACGACAAGUGCAUACCGGUUUCAACUUCGGUCCACCGACUCGAAACGACAUGUCAGAAGUUGGAGAUGGAGGGAAUGCACUCGAUCGCGAUCUAGUGACUGACAAUAGCAAUGGGAACAGAAAACAAAACCGUGGCUCUCCAGAGGCCGCCCUGCAGAGCCUCGGAACCGCAAUUGCGACCAGCAAUGACGAGCAGUCACAGGAUCUCAGGUUGUGGCAUGACGACUUUGCGCACUUGUUGUUUCAGAACGAUCCUAAUUCUGGGGGCAGCAAUUGGUAUUAG